AUGGCCUUUUAUUUAUUGCUGGCAGUGUUCCUGUUGAUCCAGCUCUUCGCAUGUGUUCAUGGUUCUUCUCUAUUACCACAACGCAUAUCAAGAAUAGAAUCAGUCAUCGAUCCGAAGCUAUCCAUACUCACGCCGAGCAGCAGUAACAACGACAAACGAUCCUCCCUUGUACAGCAUACCGAUUCAUUGACUUUACAAUUUACUGCAUUUGAUACGCUUUUCACCUUACACCUCGCACCCAACCUGGAUUUAUUUCAUACCAAUGCCACAAUACGCAUCUUUAACGACAACGACAACGACGAUGAUAUCGAGGAGACUCUUGAACCAAGCGAAUUUAGGAUAUUCAGGGGUCAUGUCACAUCUCAGGAACAGAAUAGCUGGGCACGGAUCAUCUUGCAUGAGUACGAUGAUACACAACUUGUUUUUGAAGGUGCCUUCAUGGUCGAUUCGGAUAUAUACCACAUUAGAACAAAUACCAAUUUCCGGCUCACUCGACGCAACGACGAUCCCAUUGCUUCCAGCUCAGCGGCCAUGAUCAUUUACCGCGACUCUGAUAAUGCCAUUGAUCCAUCAUCAUCAUCAUCAUCCCUAUUUGACAAACGCGCCAAGCCUUUUCGAAAACAUGGCAACAACAGCAGUAGCAGUAACGAUUUUAUGUGUGCCAUGGAAGAUAUGGAAUUCAAUCAGCUCCUUACGGGUAUACGGCAUAGCAACAACUCAUUGUCAAGUGCAACGCCUAUCGAUCCUGAUCACAUGAUGAUGAAACGAGCCAUGUCAAUGACACCCAACACAAAUGGAUGCCCCUCGACGCGACGUAUCGCUUACAUGGGCGUGGUUGCUGAUUGUACCUAUGUGCAGUCCUAUGGAAGCAUUCGACUUGCUCGAUUACAGAUAUUGAACAACUGGAAUAUUGCAUCGGCUGUGUAUGAACGCACCUUUAACGUUUCCCUUGGAUUGAUUUAUAUUCAAAUGUCAACAGCCGAUUGUCCUCGUCAUCCAAGUCAUUCAGCAGCAUGGAAUCAAAAAUGCUCUUCUUUUUAUACCAUCAAUGAUCGACUAUCGGAUUUCAGCUUAUGGCGUGGAAAACGUGGUGACGAUGGUGCAGCUCUAUGGCAUCUCAUGACAAAAUGCUCGACUGGCGUCAAGGUUGGGAUUGCGUGGUUGAGUCAACUUUGUGAAACCCAAGUCUCACAACAGAUUGAAGAAAAUGGCGCAUCGGAAUGGGUUUCCGGAACGGGAGUGUCAUCCAUUACCCGAGAUGAAUGGAAGGUGGUGGCCCAUGAAGUGGGACAUGGCUUUGGGGCUAUACAUGAUUGUACCGCACAGACGUGUCCCUGCACAUCAUCUGGAUGCAGUUGUUGUCCCCUCAGCGAUGAUACAUGUAGCGCUGGCGAUACGUAUUUGAUGAACCCUACAAGCAAUGUCACCAGCGAAGAUUUUAGUCCUUGUUCGAUUUCGGAUAUAUGUGGGUCGUUUCCCAAUAUCGGGUAUUGCCUAAAAUCACCCGAUUUGCGUGAUACGACAUCCUUCACGCUUUGUGGAAAUGGCAUUUUGGAACCAGGGGAGGAAUGCGAUUCUGGAUUGACCGAUAGUGCAUGCUGCCAUGCCAAAAAUUGUACAUUGAAAUCGGGUGCAAAAUGCGAUGAUUAUAGCCAACAAUGUUGUUUGAAUUGUACCAUGGCAACGGCGGCAACGGUGUGUCGACCGGCAGUAUCGGAAUGUGAUAUACCGGAAUACUGUACGGGGGAAUCCUUUUCUUGCCCUCCUGAUCAAGUGGAAGAGAAUGGAUCACCCUGUGGCAACAACACAAUGCAAUGUGCCUCAGGUGUUUGUACAUCGCGUGAUGAACAAUGCAUAGCGCGUGGUAUGCGACUUGGCGUCACCGAGGACUGCUCGUUUCAACAUGACUCGUGCCAAAUUAGUUGUGCGGAUCCAACAGACCCAGGAAAUUGUCUUGUGCUGAGUGGCGUGUUUUUGGAUGGCACAGAGUGUGGAUUGGCAAGCUUUUGUGAAAAGGGUAACUGUGUAAGCACAGGUGCAUUAAAUACGCUCAAAGCUUGGGUAGCCCAGAACAAACAAAUUGCCAUCCCUGUUUUUCUCUUUGGAAGUCUUAUCAUUGUGGCCCUUCUUGGAUGGCUUGCAUGGUUCCUUGUACGUCGUCAUCGGCGCAGUCGGCUGGCAACCGCCAAAGAUAAAGAUUCACGCCCACCAUCCACUGUGCAUAGCGUGGUUGUCUUUGGUGACGAUGGCAAUAAUGACAGCAGAGCGAGAAGGCGACAUAGUCAUACGGGAAGUUCGUUUCAUGAUCAGGAACAACCAUCAUCGUUAUUUCAAUCGUUGCAUAGCAACGCACGUACAGCAAACGACAACAACACCACUACUACUAUUACACCUUCCAUAUUCGCAACCUCUUCACCACCACCAUCAACAAGACAAGAGGCUUGGGAGCUUCAACCCAUUUCAGGCAACAAUGCUGUUUCUCCUUUAGCCAACAACAACAACCGUUCCACCUUGUAUCCAUCAAAAAACCCUUAUCUUGCAUCAACCUAUGCAACAAAAGCCAGCCAUUUGGGAGAUCCACCUAUUGCAAUGAACACAAGGGCGGCUGAGUUCUCACGACUCGGUGGUUACACCGACACAUCAUCCUACUUGGACAAUCCUGACAGCGUGGCUGUUGCACUUGGCAGUGGCGGCGGCAGCGGCGGGAGUGGGCAUCGGCAUAGACGCGUUAAAUCAACCACCACAUAA
This is a messenger RNA of Lichtheimia ornata, 2748 nucleotides long. RefSeq lists its product as uncharacterized. NCBI's taxonomy places the organism in Eukaryota, Fungi, Mucoromycota, Mucoromycetes, Mucorales, Lichtheimiaceae. Gene Ontology annotation, biological process: proteolysis. The coding region runs from base 1 to 2748 and encodes 915 amino acids. Gene Ontology annotation, molecular function: metalloendopeptidase activity. The transcript is spliced from 9 exons. The record is from RefSeq and is a predicted model, not a curated record.